Passer montanus (Eurasian tree sparrow) is the source of this 4683-nucleotide messenger RNA. It is a transcript of the gene CCDC77, whose product is annotated as coiled-coil domain containing 77. The record is from RefSeq and is a predicted model, not a curated record. Lineage: Eukaryota; Metazoa; Chordata; Aves; Passeriformes; Passeridae. Bases 137 to 1636 code for a protein of 499 amino acids. The transcript has 11 exons. Gene Ontology annotation, cellular component: centrosome.
GUGCGGAGGCGGAGGCGGUGGCGGUGGCGGGGCCCCCAUCCCGCGCCCUCCAUCCCGGGGCUCUUCCAGCGGGGCUCCCGCCGGGCACCCUCCCUUCACCCGCCUACCGGGGUGCCCGAAGCCCUGUGCUCCACCUAUGGAGUGCCCGGCUCUCCGCAGGGCCGCGAUGAGCGCGGCGGACCGCGCUGCGGGGAGCGCGCGCUGCCCGAGGCUGGCAACCCCCCGUGCCUCCUCCAGAUCCGCGGAGUCGCGGUGUCCCAGCCAGGAGGAUUUCUCUCCCCUGCCCUCCGUCAGUGAGCGCUUGGCCCAUCUGAACCCCUCCCACGAGCUGCUGGAGUAUUACCGCAAGAAGAUCGCUGACUUCGACGAGGAGCACGAGGAACUGGUGAAAAGGCUGGAGAAAUACAAGCAAACCUAUGAUGAGCAGCACCAGCUGCAGUGGGAGGUCCGCCACCUGGAAGAGGAGAUUGCAGAGCUGCAGAAGGCUUUGAGUGACAUGCAGGUGUACCUGUUCCAGGAGAAGGAGCAAGUCCUUCGCCUGUACUCGGAGAACGACCGUCUGAAACUCAGGGAAUUGGAGGACAGGAAAAAAAUCCAACAACUCCUGGCUAUACUGGGAGCAGAUGAAGGAGAAAUAACAUAUUUUCAUAAGGAGCCUCCACAUAAGGUUACUGUUCUGCAAAGGCCAGCAGAGACCCAAGAACAAGAUGAUAUUUCUAGCACAGGUACAGAGAAGAGUGCUUCAAAAGCAACAGCAAAAGCAGAGAAAUUAAGAAGUUCGGGGAGAGAUCAAAAAGAUGAUGACACACUUUUACUACAGGUGAAGGCCCUGCAGGCUCAGAUAGAAGAACAGACACGAUUAACCAAGGAACAGGUUGAGGCACUACUGGAGGACAGGCGGAUUCAGAUGGAGGAAGCUGAGGUCCGGCAUCAGAAGGACCAGGAAAAGAUAAAAGCCAUCACAGAAAAGCUCCAUAAGACCCAAAAUCUCUUAUAUGAGAGUACCAGGGACUUUCUCCAGCUCAAGUUUGAUGCCAGAGCCAAUGAGAAAGCAUGGAUGGCAGAGAAGGACAGUCUGUUGAGGAAACUUGGCAAAGAUCUGGAUCAUCUUGCUUUCAGCACAGAGUCAGGACAGAAGAAGCAGACAGAGCUGAAGAAGAUGUUUCAAGCAAGUGAUGGAGCAUCAAAACUCCACAGCAGAGAAAUAAAGUUACUGCAAGACAAGCUAGUGCAGGAAAAGCACCUGUCCCACAUGUACAGAGAGCAGUGUGUCUCCCUGGAAGGGGAGGUGGCCAGGAUCCGUGAGGAGAGAGAUGCUGGCAAAGAACUCUUUCAGGAACGCUCAGAAAAGAUGGGGAAGCGCCUGAAACUGAUGACUCAGCGAUGUGAAGCCUUGGAAAAACGACGUAGUAUGGAAGUAGAAGGCUUCAAGAAUGACAUUAAACAGCUUCAGCAGAAACUGAAAGAUGUAGAGAAGAAGAUUUAUAAGGUGGCUUUGAAUUUGGGACCAGACCAGGAUCUUGCAAUUCUACGUGAGAUUCGCCAAGGAAACAAGCUAACACGUAAAAUUCAAGGAGAACUAAAAGACUUAAAAGCAAAAAUCUACAUCUUAGAGGAUGAACUACGGCACUGCUGAAGCUGAAUUAUUACCUGACAUCCUAAUUUUAUGAAUAGGACAUUGCUAGAACUUGAAUAGUCGUAUGCAAGAACAGCUCCUGCUUGUUUGUUUCCUGGCAUCCAUCAACAGAAGGUUGAAGAAAUCUGCUGUUAAUAUCAUAAACAUACAUGAGCCAUUCCUAAUGUACCAGAUUAUAUUGCUGUUUGAGCUGAGAGAUAACACCUGAUAAAACUGACUUUAAAAGUACACGAUGACUGAUACAUCAGGAGUGUGUGUGUGACUGUAUCUUCAUAUCUGUGCUAGGGAUCAGUGUAUACUGCCCUUUGCCUUUGUUUGCAGCAUAUUAUAAAUCACAUACAUGGUUUUAAUUAAAUUAAUAAUCAUAGAAGGAUCUAGUUGAAGAUCUGAAUUUUGGCUGACAUUUUCCUAAGUGAGAAGCAGCUUUUAAAAUAGUUCACAUGAUUCCUGUUUUGGUGCUUAACGUCUCAGGAUGUGACUGGAAAUUCUCAUAUAGAAAGUCUGUCCAGGAGUCAAAUGUAAGACCUUUUAGUACAGGAUAACUAUUUUAAAAUGGCUCCCAUUUGUUUGGUUUUAACCUAAUUGGAACAAACCUAAGUGAUUUAAUAUGGUGGGAAAAGAUAACCCAUUUUAGAACUCUUCUGCAAGGGUGAGCAACAGAGUUCUGAAUGCUUGGUGGGGACGGAGGUACUACACAACUGAAAUUCAUCUUCUCUUCCCCUUCCUCGCAAUUUUUUUUUGACAUGCAGAGGAAGCCCAUAAUAAAGGGGACCCAGUAUCUUGCUUAACCACCAUAUUAUCUGUUUCUGUAGCUCUAAACAAGAUCAUGGUUAUGUGAAGAGAAAUCUGGUCAGCUUCUGCUACAGCAGUUGUUGCUACUGAGCUGUAACAAACAGGGGUGGAAGAGCAGGUGCUCAGUUGCUAGAUGAAACCUGUCACUGCAGCUGUAUAUGGUGAUUGUCUUCAUACCAGACAUCACAAUUCUAGAAAACAGAUGAAAUCAUGACAGGUUACAACAUGGCUUCAGCCCAGUUUAUAAUUGCAGGUAUUCGUGCUUUUACUGUACAUCUAUAAGUCUUGUCCACCUUGCAGCCUGAGAGCAGAUCUGUAGUGGAGAAUGGAUUUCAAUGCCUGUUUCCUACUUUAGCUUUUUUUUCUUGUUUCUGAAGUAUAUACCAUGUAGGCUACUAGCCCCUUCCUUCCCCUUUGAGAAGAACUUAGUGUGUGAAAUUUCUUCUGGGUGUGGAAGUGGCCAUGCAGAUCCUCAUUCAGUGUUUCAUAGGUAGAUAUGGAAAAGAUGGAUGUGAAGGUUUGGAGAAAUAAGAAUUGUUUUUAUAGCAUCAGCUAAAGCAAUGCAGGAGGGGAAAUGCCCUUAAGACACCCAUACCCACAUCAGUUGUCUGAACAUUUUUGUGACAAACUUGCUGUCCUGUAUGGUCCUGUACUGUGGCUUUUAUUCUGUAUGUGUUCUUGAGGGCAGUUGGUCACAGACUUCAGUGUCCUGACAGUCUGUCCCUGGGUGCUCAACUACACUGCAAAGGGAUUGUUUUAAAGGAUGUUGCACUGAUCAGUUGAGCUGAAAAUGCUGAACUGUUCAGAAACUGUUCAUUAACAACUCAGGUGCCGAUGUGAUGUGGACAGUUAAGAAGGAUAUUUCAUGGUAUCCAUCAUUUAGUCUCACUCUCUCCUAGCUGGCUGGCAUUUUUGUAGAGAAAUCAAGCUGAUUAAAGUGACUUUGUAUGUGAAAUAACAUACUACUGGUUUGAAGAUAUCAAUUCUAUCACAGGGCUUAGAAGGCUGCUUCUGAGAAUUGCUACAUAAUGAAACCUUAGCCACUCAUUCAGCAGGAUCCAUCUACUUAAAUUCAGCUGAUGGGAACCUAGCAAAAAGGUCUCUUGAACCUACAGAAUCCUGUUUAUUUUCAACUCUUCCAAGUUGAAGAAUUGCCUGUGAAAUGACAUUUUCCUCAUUUGAAAGCCAUGAAGUGUGUCUGGACUUCAAGCUUUGAUAUUCAGGUUUGUAAGACUGGGAGGAAGUAUUGGGGGAAGAAGGAUGUAAAUGUUUAAUUUCCCGUCUUCCUUACCAAUAUUCUUUAGACUUCAGAAAGACUGAACAGAAUAAAAUUACAACAUUCCUAAUAUAUCUGCUAGUGUAUCAAAAUUCAAGUGCAGUUUGAACAUGAUUCUUAAUAUGUCACUAGGCUAUGAACACUUCCUAUGUGAGGGGGUGGGAGGGAAAUUACGGUAUUGUUACUCUGUAAAUCCAUUUUAUUUGGAAGCUUUGAAUAUUUUUCCAAGUGCAGGAAGUGCAAAGUAUUGUACAGCUUUUUCUGUGUGACAUCACGUGAUCCUGUGAAAUGUUGCCAAAACAAAUGGGGACCUUCAUGCCAAGAACUGCUUUAAAGAGCCAAGUGCUUCUUACCACUGACAACUACCCUUUAAAAUGUCAACAAAGCAUUAUUGGCAUUUUCAGAAGGGUUUUCUGGGAGAAGUUCCACUAUGUUAAUUACUCAUAUUUUUUUCCUUACAAUUUCUGGGUAGAAAUCAAGAAAUAGCAUUUACUCCAAAGAUUAGCUUUUCUGGUAAUUGAAGUUAUUAAUAUGUGACUUAUUUCAAUACAGCUAAUGCCAGGUUAUGAGUGUAGGAGGACAGAAUCUGAAAGAUUUGUAAAAUGUCUGCUUCUAAUAUUAUUGAGACUAUACUACAGGAUUAAAAGUUAGAACUGGACAAAUGUUCUUAUUGUGAGCCAAGAUACUAAAGUAUCUCUUGCACAACUAGGAGAGAAAUGAGGAGCAGGGGAAGCCUUAUUGUUUAGCUUCAUUUAAGUAAGGAAGGAGUGCCUACUUUUCAGAAGGAAUGUUGAAAUAUUAGUUAAGGCACAGAACCACAGAUGAUUCAGAGGAAGAGAAAAGGUUGUGCAAGAGCUCAUUUUGUCUUGCAUUAAAAAGACAGAUUAAGAUAUGUCUCUUGAAGACAAAAAAAACCUACCAAAGGCCUCUUUAUCCUAGCAGGGCAAUGCUGAGCAAAAACAAGUAGCCUGAACCUGAA